Rhipicephalus microplus (southern cattle tick) is the source of this 2145-nucleotide messenger RNA. Its product is annotated as neprilysin-like. Lineage: Eukaryota; Metazoa; Arthropoda; Arachnida; Ixodida; Ixodidae. The record is from RefSeq and is a predicted model, not a curated record. Gene Ontology annotation, biological process: protein processing. Gene Ontology annotation, molecular function: metalloendopeptidase activity. Gene Ontology annotation, cellular component: plasma membrane.
AUGGCCAUGAAAACCAACGACUCAAGUGAAACUGGCGCCCAAGGUAAACUACCAUUCUGGCCGUACGCCACUGGUGCCACCGGCUAUGUCUGCGGGGUGACCAACACGUACGAAUCCGGAGGCCAAAGCGUCGCCACAGGCGAGUUCUCGGCGAAAACAUCAUCGGAUGCCUGUACAGCGCCUUACUACGCUGAAGAAGACGCCAGUCGCAACACCACAGCCGAUUGGGAGGACAGCGAGAUGGCGGCGCAGAAGACGGAGAGUGUCGCGGACACCAUCGGCGGCAGCUAUCCGGAGUCCGGCUUCGACAGCGUCGCGGGAAGCGAAAUGGAAAGCGAUGUCGAUGACAGGCGUUACCAUGCACUCAUCAAGGCUCAGUCACUUAUCAACGCUUGCGUGCAUAAGCCUUUUGCUGAGAGUCACAAAACUGCACUUGUGGACUUCAUGGGUGAUCUGGGUUUGCGCGGGUGGCCCUUUCAUCGUGACACCAAGACUCUCAUUGACGUGUGGAAGAGUGCCAGUCUUCUAUUGCGGAACCUGGGCCUUGACGUUCUCGUUUCCGUCAAGGUAGAGCCUGAUCCAGAGAACGAAGAGCGGUACAUCAUCGCACUUGGCGAUCCGGACGUGCUGAUCGGCCAGUACGGCAGCCAGGAGAGCGCGCUGCCCGAGUGGUACUCCAUGGCGGUAACCAGCUGCUUCAAGGUGUUCACCAGCGGCAAAUACGUGGACAUCGCAAGGCGGGUGCGUGAGUUCUCCGCGCGGCUGGCAGAGGCCACCACCGACCGCGGCAGCGAGGCAUUCGUCGCCAACCGCUUCAAACUGGUGCAGCUCAAGCACCACGCUAACCUCAUACAGCUACUCACAUUCCUGUUCAGCAACAUCACCGUCGUGCACAGUCGCAUGAAGGUUCUGGUGAAGACGGAGGCGUACUUCCGUGACCUUCGAACAGUGCUCCACGUGACCAAAGGCGUGGACGUGCUUAACUACCUGGGCUUCCGCGCGCUGCUGCACAUCUCGCCGCUGCUGCCGGACCAGGCACUGGAGAUGGCCUCGCUGCAGAUGAAGCAGCUCACUGGCCUUCACCGACUCAACUGGCCCCGAUGGCGCCGCUGCAUCCGCAUGUUUGAGAGUGUCACGCCCGCCGUAUUUCUGCACGCGUACGCUGACGUGCGACAAAACACGCCCAACAAGGACAAGGUCUGGAGUUUGCUAAACGACAUCCAGGCGAGCUUUGUGCUCGCCAUCAACAGCGCUCCCUGGAUGAGCAUUGACGACAAGCUCAUGUUGAAGGACCGCCUAUCGCACAUCAAGAUCGAGAUGUUCCACAAGUUCGUGGCGAAACGCGGGCACAAGCACUCGCCUUCCGAAUUCGUACCGGACGUGCAGCCCGGAAACGUCAUCACCGUCUACAGGAGCCUAGCUAGGCAGCUGAUGGAACGACGCCUUGCAAGAAUCAAAAUGCGUCGCGAUCCUACGGUGACCAAGUGGAGAGGCUCGGUCUUCGACACGGUGCCUAAAUUCGACAGGGACUCUCGAAGCAUCUUCGUGCCCAUGGCCAUGUUCGACCCCGCUUACAUGAACGACCCUGAGUCUAUGCUACUUCAGCUUCCCAGAGUGGCGACCAAAGUGAUCGGGGCGCUCUUCGCCGGCAUCCACUACGGCAACUUCCCACAAAGCAAGUUGCACUGGUCGGUGGACACCGAGCUGGGCUACCACGACGUGCAGAAAUGCCUGCAACGAAACUACGCGGGUUCAGACGCAGACGCAGCGUCCUCAAUGCCCGGCGGCGUCAGGUUGCGCACAGAAAAGACAACGCAGUUCGAUGUUCUGGAGAGCUUGUCGCUGCUACCAGCCUUCAAGCUUUUCCUGAAGCACGUAAACAAGGUGAACAUCGAAGACUACGGCUUGCUCACAGGCCUGAACAUCACUGUAAAGCAGCUUUUCUACAUUCUCUACACCAAGGGUCUCUGCGAAACGACAGACGCGGACAGGCGCCGGGAACUGGCCGAGGAGUCAAUGUUCCGGCCACCGCCAGACCGUGCCAACGGACCCCUGAGGAACUCGUUCAGGUUUCCCACUUUCUGGGAAUGCGCCAGCGACUCGCCCAUGAACCCGAAUCAGAAGUGCACCAUAUGGACGUCUUAA